UGUAAUAAAGUGUAUAUAAAUGAAAGUUUGUUUAAAGUGCGAUAUCCAGUGUGUGUUAUAUGAAGAAAUAAAAAUAGAAAAUAAUUGGCGCAAAUAACUGGGGCAGGUCACCCUUAGUUUUUCUUCUAUUGUUGUUUUGCUAUUUUUGGCUAACAAUCAUAUAAAACAAAACAAAAAAACACUACCAAUAAUGGCUUUGACUGUGGUAAAAUAUCGUAAAUCUGCUACUGGUGAGACUACAGCUACUCCUGCAAUUUUAAUUAAAAACAAAUUGCCUUCAUCUUCAAGCACUGUUGUUAAACAAGAAUCUACGCAGGAUAAUACAAAGAAACCCUUUAUAAAACUAGAAAGUGGCUCUGGUUUGAUUAUCAAUAAAAUACCAGCUAUAAUAAAACCAGCCACCAUGAAACGUGUUGGUGUUACCACGGGAGAGCCAGCAUUCAAAUCUACCAAAUAUUCUCUGCAAACUGUGGCUUCAGCAGGUACACCUUUGACUAGUUUUCAAUGGCAACAGACAAUUGGCAGCACAAGUGCAGUCAAUGCCAAAAAACAGCAGCAACAAUUGGGAGCAGCCAUUAGCUCUUUACCACCAAAUACCAUCAUAAAGGCCACCACAGCACCCAGCAAUACACAUACUUUACAAAACCACAAUGGCAAUUCUUCCAUUUUGUCCACAUCUCUUAACAGCAGCUCUUCUGCUUUACAUGUCAGACGUCCCACAAUCUAUAUUAAACGUGAAUUACCUAAACGUAGCAUACGUUCAGUUACGCUAGAGCUUAUCGAAAAGAAUCCCCACAUACAUUUGGGGCUACAUACCACCCGUUUACCUCUGCUUAAAAAUGUCAUUUGUACUCGGGCCAACAUUACACUUCUCGAUUGCUACUUGACUUUGAAGAAAUUGAAACAGAAUGAAGAUUUUUCUUUGCUCGCUGAAUACUUUGAGAUGACUGAGGGUGAAAUCCAGCAAAUAUUUGCCAAGACUGUGGUUAAGUUGGCUCGCUAUUUGCGUUUUCUGAUACGUUGGCCCGAUAGUAAGAAAUACUAUGAUAGGCAUAAAAAUUUGCCUUUUACCUUUAGGCAGAAUCUUUCGCAUGUGCAGUCGUUGAUUGAAUGUGUGGAAACUGAUAUGCCAACUAGUCCGCUGCAGAUUGAUUGUACAAAUUACAAGUUUAUUUUAAGCAUUAAUACAAAUGGCAUUAUUUCCUAUAUAUCCGACGCUUUUGUGGGCCACCACGAUGACUUAACCAUUUUCAAUGCGGCCAACUUUAAAGAUGUCAUACCCAAGUAUCUAUCAUUAGUAGCCGAUCCCGGCAAAGCGAUACGACGCAAACGCAAACCAAAAUCAUCGUCAGCGAAGCAACAACAGCAGCAACCAGAUUUUCACACCAACAAUGGUGAAACGGAUUCAACAACCGAUUCGGCCGACGAAUCAGCAGAUGAUCUUGUGCAAAGCGACGACACGGAAGAGGGACGUUUAAGUAAGUACACAACAUCUCGAGUGGCCGGUGAGCUGGCCUCCCAUCAAAGUUUGACGGUGGUAAAUAGUGAGUUGACUUCAAGGCGGGUGAAAAACUUUAGCAUACCCACAAUGCGUGUACGGGAUACCGUGUGUCGUUUGCAGAUACGUCACAUGAUCAAUUGUCUGCACGAGUUUAAGAUUCUACAGCCGUUGGCCAUUCAAGAGCCAUUGCUUUAUCAGUAUCUCAAUGAGAUACUUAUUGUGUGUGGUGCCUUAAUAAAUCUGCAAAGAUAAAUAUCUAGCUAACAACAGUCACGUAAUACAGGCAAUUGUUGUAAUAUUGUUUUGUAAAAUAACUGAGUUUUGAAGCCAUUAAAGUAGGCUUUCAUUUUUUACUUUUUACAAAUUUAAAAAUAAUUGAUUUAUAUUUCCUUUAAAUGCUUAAUUUAAUCACUCGUCUUACUCAUUUUGGUUUUUAUCCUCUGAAAAAUUUUCAACUUUGAUUUUGUUCUACUACUUUUUAUUAUUAUUUCCUUUCUUCUAUUUUUUUUUUUUUUUAAUAAAUAACUUUAAUUUUGUAUUAUAAAUUUUUGCGGCUUUAAUUUGAUCAUACAUACAUUAUGUAAAAUACAUCAUUUAGCUGUUAUUUAAGUUGGAAUUUUCUGUGGAAACUAGUUUAUUCUGAAUUUAGCAAUAAAACAAAAGUUGUAAUAUAACAAACAUA
Molecule: messenger RNA, 2183 nt
Organism: Calliphora vicina (urban bluebottle blowfly)
Lineage: Eukaryota; Metazoa; Arthropoda; Insecta; Diptera; Calliphoridae
Gene: Camp
Product: Cathelicidin-like antimicrobial protein
Exons: 4
Coding region: 191-1753 (520 amino acids)
Source: RefSeq, a predicted model, not a curated record